Messenger RNA from Bathycoccus prasinos, 1902 nucleotides. Its product is annotated as tRNA nucleotidyltransferase. Gene Ontology annotation, molecular function: RNA binding; ATP:3'-cytidine-cytidine-tRNA adenylyltransferase activity. The record is from RefSeq and is a predicted model, not a curated record. Gene Ontology annotation, biological process: tRNA 3'-terminal CCA addition. The transcript has a single exon. NCBI's taxonomy places the organism in Eukaryota, Viridiplantae, Chlorophyta, Mamiellophyceae, Mamiellales, Bathycoccaceae. The coding region runs from base 1 to 1902 and encodes 633 amino acids.
AUGCGAGCGUGCUGUUAUUCCUCGCACGCGAAGCUGUUUUUGUCGUCGUGCUGCAGGAGUAGUCGUGCGAAGAAGCAAAACGCGAGAAUAAUAAAAAGCAUCGCGCACGCGCGAGUGUUAUCAUCACACGACAGGAAUACGACGACGACGACGAUUGCUUUUGGUUCGUUUCCCGGGAGGAGACCAAUUCAGAAUUAUUGCGUAGCACAAAACGACUUCAUAAAGACGAAGACGAAGAUAAAGAAGCGCAAGUUUGCGACCACCUCUGCCACGAACAACAACAACAACAACACCAACGCUUUGUUUUCUGUCGGAGGUUUUAGUCGAUCACCUUUCACGGAUCCACCGAAAACGAUGAAGGAAAACGCGGAGAUUGUUUUGACACGAAAAGAGGACGAGGUGUUUUCGUUGCUCUUGGAUGUGGUGAAUAACGAGAAGAAAGGAGAAACUGAUGAUGGUGGGAAAGCGACGACGAAUGUGGCGGGUUUGACGUUGCGAGUGGCGGGAGGAUGGGUGAGAGAUAAAUUGCUCGGGUUGGAAUCGAACGAUAUCGACGUCGCUUUAGAUAAGUGUUUGGGCGCGGAAUUCGCGGCGAAAGUGAACGAGUAUUUAACGAGUAAAGGCGAAGAAAUCAGCGGCGUCGGCGUGAUACAAUCGAACCCGGAACAGUCGAAACAUCUCGAGACGGCGACGAUGAAAGUCCGAGACGUGUGGUUGGAUUUUGUGAAUUUGCGCUCGGAGUCGUACGCGGACGAGUCGAGAAUUCCAACCAUGAGUUUUGGAACGCCUUUGGAGGAUGCCAUGCGACGGGAUUUGACGAUUAACGCGUUGUAUUAUAACUUGAACGAGAAGAAAGUGGAAGAUUUUACCGGGAAAGGGAUCGAGGAUUUGAAAAUCGGGUUGUGCCGGACGCCGUUGGAGGCGAAGAGGACUUUCGUGGACGAUCCGUUGCGGGUUUUGAGAGCGGUGAGGUUUGCGUCCAGGUACGCUUUCACGUUGGCGGAGGAUAUUGGAGUGGCGGUGGAGGACGAACAAGUCAGAGAAGGGUUGAGAACGAAAGUGAGCAGAGAACGAGUCGGGAAGGAAGUGGCGGGGAUGUUGCGAGGACCAAAUCCGCACUUGGCGGUGGAGUGGGUGACGAAAAUGAAAAUGGGCGGCAUCGUGAUGGAUUGCGAGGAGACGUUCUCGAUGGAAAUGCAAGAGUUUGGCGUGAAAGCAGUCGCAGUCGGGAUGCGAGUCGCCAUGGCGUUAAAGAUGUUUGAAGGGGUCACGGAAGGCGCGGAUGGUAGCGAGGAGACCGAUCGCAAAGAACGGUUUUAUUUAGCCUUGUGGCUGCUAGGAUUAAGAGAGAGUAAAGCGUUUACGAAGAAGAAGAAAGAAGUUCCUUUGAGCGAAGUGGUCGUGAUGGAAUCGUUAAAGUUACGAAACAAGGACGCGGAGAGCGUCGUGCGAACGCACUCGAAUAUCGACGGGACGAGAGAUGUUAUUUUUGACAACUUGAAAACGUUCACGAGAACCGAAGCUGGAUUGAAAAUUCGUUCGAUCGGGAAAGAUUACGAUAUAGUUUUUAUCGUCGCGGCUGUAGAAGAUGCGUUAAAACAACAAAAUAGUGGUGAUAUCGACGAAGGUGCCGUCGCGGAAAGCGUCGCCGAAAAGUGCAAAGAGGCGUUUUCGAGAGUGAGAGACGAGUUUGAACUUGUCGAUAGAAAAGAUAGCGUUGGUAAUCCGUGGGAAUUAAAACCCGUUCUAGAUGGUAAAGAGGUGAUGAAAGCAGUAGGAAUGGAGAAACCUGGACCGUUGUUAAAGCAAUGGAUAGAGAAAACCGUGGAGUGGCAGUUUGAGUUUCCGGGAAUGGAUAAAGCGCAGUGCGAAGCCAAACUCAAAGAUUCCAGUCGAACGUAA